CCUUAAACCCUACGUAUUCUCAUACAAUAUUUAUAUAUAUAUAUAUAUAUAUAUGCAAAUCAACUUCCUAAUUUAUCCCCCGCCAUGUCUGAGUCCUCCCGAAAAUCUCUCUACCCAGAAGUCAUUCUUACCAACCCAGAAGCUGUUUCUCUUCCCACUUCAAAACCCACUUCUUCUUCGUCGUCCUCAUACCCUUCCCUCGACAUGAAAGAGCUCGCCGAGAAACUUUUCCCCGAUACCGACGAUGUCGUUUCGCCGCACCCCACGAAUCUCCAAUCUUCCGAACAAGUUCUGAUCAAGAUUCCCGGAACAAUAGUCCACCUUAUCGAGAAAGAAAACAGCGUCGAGCUCGCUUCCGGCGACCUCAUCAUAGUCGGACUCCGACAAGGCGAUAAUAUCGUCGCCGUUCUUGCCCGUGUCGGGGAUGAGAUUCAGUGGCCGUUGGCUAAAGACGAGGCUGCUGUGAAGCUCGACUAUUCUCACUAUUUCUUCACUCUUCGUGUUCCGGUAAAUGGGUCGCUGGAAAAUGACGACGAUAAUGACGGGAUCUCGGUCACUGAUAAUAAGGAUCAUCAGUGCGAUUUGUUGAAUUACGGAUUGACGAUCGCGUCGAAAGGACAAGAGGGUCUGUUGAAGGAAUUGGAUAGGAUUUUGGAAACGUAUAGCUGUUUCUCCGUGCAGAAAGUGAAGGGUUUGGAGGGGAAUUGGAAGGGACUGGAUGGGUCUUUGGCGAGGGAAACUUCACCGGAGGAGUUGAAGUCGAAGGAGAAGAAGGAGUUGAUAAGGAAGAGCUCGGCUGCGUACUGGUCGACUUUGGCUCCGAAUGUGGAGGAUUACAGUGGAAGUGUGGCGAGGUUGAUUGCUGCUGGGUCAGGGCAGCUGAUCAGAGGGAUUUUGUGGUGCGGUGAUGUUACGGUGGAUAGGUUGAAUUGGGGAAAUGAAUUCUUGAAGAUAAGGAUGGGUCCGUGUUCCAAUUCGGAGAUUAGUCCAGAAGCCUUGAAGAGAAUUAAAAGGGUUAAGAAGCUAACGAAGAUGUCGGAAAAAGUGGCCUCAGGAAUCCUUUCUGGGGUUGUCAAAGUAUCUGGAUUCUUCACAAGUUCAAUAGUAAACUCUACGGUGGGCAAGAAGUUCUUUAGCCUCCUGCCUGGAGAAGUUGUCCUUGCUUCCUUGGAUGGAUUUAGCAAGGUAUGUGAUGCUGUUGAAGUUGCUGGAAGGAACGUGAUGUCAACCUCAUCAACGGUGACAACUGGACUUGUUUCACAGAGGUAUGGAGAACAAGCAGCAAAGUUGACAAACGAAGGGUUCGAUGCAGCAGGGUAUGCUAUUGGAACUGCAUGGGCCGUGUUCAAAAUAAGAAAGGCUCUCAACCCGAAGAGUGUCAUUAAACCUACAACUUUAGCCAAAGUUGCUGCGGAAGCAAAUUCUUCCAAGUUGAAGGCUAAACACAAAAAGUGAAAGCGGGACCCCCUUUUUCUUCAUCUCUCCUGUUAUUGAAGCUGUGAAUGAAUAGCUGAUAUAGGAAAAGAUGUAUGUUAUAUGCUAAAGUUUGUAUUGAGCUUUUACUCUUUGUAGUUGUGAGCGUACUCAUAUGUUCAUUUAUAAUUUAUUGUGGAUAUUUGAGUGGAAAAUGUUUUUCAGCUA
Messenger RNA from Ziziphus jujuba (common jujube), 1641 nucleotides. RefSeq names its product protein EARLY-RESPONSIVE TO DEHYDRATION 7, chloroplastic. The record is from RefSeq and is a predicted model, not a curated record. Lineage: Eukaryota; Viridiplantae; Streptophyta; Magnoliopsida; Rosales; Rhamnaceae. The transcript is spliced from 4 exons. The coding region runs from base 85 to 1455 and encodes 456 amino acids. Gene Ontology annotation, cellular component: plasma membrane.